AUGUAGAAAUUAGGGAACAGCCACCUAUUUCAAGUGGAGGUGAAGGUCUCUGCCUCGGCUCCUGUCAAGAUGACAUUCCAGUUAGAAUACUGAAAUACAGAUUCACACUAACUGUGGAAUUCAGAAACUAUCUACAAAGUUGUACGUGUUUGUCUAAGCAGUUCAAGCUACUGUUGAGGUGUUUGCAAAACUGAGAUAUUAUUAGUGGGCACAGAACCUAAGCUAGUGAUGGCAUCACUUGAUAAAGAUUAUCCAUGGUCCCAAGAAGACAUUCUGAAGUUACUGGAAUGCAUCAAGAAAAAUAUCCCCUCAGAUGACUCCACAUCAUUCAAAAAAACCCAGGAAGACCUAGACUGGGCCAAAGUGGCUUUUAAACAUUUUUCAGGCAAAAUGUGCAAACAAAAGUGGAUGCAACUUUCUCAUACUUUGAGGAAGUUCCGCACACUGUCAGAAUUAGUGCUAGAAGCCAGUGAACAUAUGAAACAACAGUCCAAAAGGAAGAAACACCCUGACUUCCCCAAAAGACCCCUGACUGCCUAUCUGCGCUUCUACAAGGAGCAGCGGGCUAAGUACUCUCAGCGCUAUCCUAAAUACAACAACUCGCAGCUGGCCAAACUCCUGGCUGAGAAAUACAAUCAGCUGCCAGCGGAGAUCAAGGAGAAAUACAUUCAGGACUUCCGGAAGGAGAAACGGGACUUUGAGGAAAAAGUGACUAAAUUCAAGAGAAGCCAUCCUGAUGUAGAGCAUUAUAAGAAAUCUGUGGUGCUCAGGAGCCAGGAAACCAAAGUCCCUAAGAAAUCACAAAGAGAUAUGGAAAACGUGAAGUCUUCUCCAAAAACAGAUCUUCCUAAAACAUCUCCCUCAGUGAUGAAAUUUCAGAGAGAACCCAAGAAACCCCCUAUGAAUGCAUACCACAAAUUUCACCAAGAUAUGUGGUCAAAUCUGGAGCUGCGCCAUCUACCCUUGAGGGAGCGCUGGGUUGAGAUUAGCAAAAGAUGGCACCAAGUCCCAAAGAGCCAGAAAGAGCACUAUAACAGCCAAGCCGAGGAGCUACAGAAACAAUACUGGGUGGACAUGGACCUCUGGCUCAAGGGAUUGUCAUCUGAGGAGUAUGCCGCCUACAGAGAGGCAAAGGCCAACUAUGGUAAGCGAAAGAAUAUCGCCAUGUCUGGAGGCAACAGCCCCAUGUGUGGACAGACAGAUCAGCAGUCUGCUUCAGCAGAGGAGCAGCAAAAAAGGUCUCGGGAAAUGCAAGGGCUGCUGGCUCCUAGGGAAAUGCAAGUGCUGCUGAUUUCUGGAACAGAUUCCUCGGAAAUUAUUCAGGGCGCUGAUGGUGGCUCCCAGGUAUCCAGGCAGAAUAUGAUGGAAGGUGGAGAAGAGGAAGACUCUAGCAGCUCCUCGGAUGACUCUAGCAGCUCCUUGGAUGACUCUAGCAGCUCCUUGGAUGACUCUAGCAACGACUCUAGCAGCUCCUCGGAUGACUCUAGCAGUACAGAUGAAGAUGAAGAUGGCCGGGCGGUGGAGGUGCAAGCCUCUGAUCCCAGCACUCGGGCUGUAGAAGCAGGCAGGUGUCUCAAAAAAAAAAAAAAAAAAAAAAAAAAUGAAGGACAUCUCUCUUAGCGGAAAGAUGUCGACUCCAUUUUCUUCACUUUCAUAUCCUAAAUCACUGUUUAAGACCCAGGGCAUCCCUGACAGAGAGGGAACUGUCUUCUCUGUGCUUUUGUACUCCCUCGCUUUUUUCUCCUACAUCCUUCCUUGGCUUACUAAAUGCAAAGGAGUACAGUUUGGGGAGAAGGGAGUUUGCCACAGUACUGCCUUCAACAGGUGCAUAGGCUUAGGAAGAUGCUCCUGUAAAAGCUACUUACAUUUUAUUCGAACAAACUAUACAACCGGUUUUACAAAGUUAGGCACUUGUGUUAGGCAAAGUGGUCAGUUAAAUCUAAGACAGUUAGUUCUCUUAGUGCUUGUGAUUCAGGAUAAGUAGAAAUACAGAUAGAUACAGAUAAAUACUCUAUUCUCUGAACUUAUCUGAUGUCUGUAAUGCAUACAUCAGCACCACACUACGGUCAUUAUUUUGCUUAAUGGCAUUUUAGAUAUAUUUAAUGUUAGUUUAUCGUUUUGCUUCUGAAUAAUCUAAGCUGUUUUCAUGAAUAUUACCAUUAUAGAAAUUGUUUAAGACCUUAGAGAUUUUAUAUUUGUACCUAAAUAUUAAUUUUAUUUCUUUUAGCUUACACAUAAAUUGUAAAGCUUGUACAUAUUAAUAGAGUACUAGGAUAUUUUUAUAAAUAUUGACAAUGUGUAAUGUUUAAAUUGGUUAAACAUAUGUAUCUCUUCAAAUGUUUGUCAUUUAUUUAAGGUGAAAUUUGCCAAAAUAAUUUCUUUUGGAAAUGUAUAGCACAUUAUCAUUUUUAUCUUAGUGAAUCACUGUUUAUUUGUUUUUGCAUGAAAGAUUGUUUUGAUGCAAACUUUUGUACCUCUCUGAUUUGCCUAUGCUUCUAAAGGUGUUGGAUCAGAUGCAAUGAUUUUAAAAGAUUAUAAUGAUAAAUUUGUGUCAUUUUAAACACUUAAGCUAAAACUUGCAGGAUUUGCUAUCAUGAAACUGUUGAUAUAUAAAUUUGAAUUAAAUUAUAACAUAUUGCCAGAAGUGGAUAUUUACUUAUACAAUUAAACAAUUUUAAUGCAUGAUGUUUAUUAAUUUUGUCCUAUCUUUAAUGAUGUAAUGAUGGAAUUUUUCUAUAGCAUAAUCCUCAGAGUUUAGAGAUACACAGAAAGUACUAUUAUUGCUUCUACUUUGGGGUCACAAAAAACAAUGGUCUACUUAGUGGCCAUCUUCUGCAUGACUAUGUAGUAUCUCCCUGUCUCUUCUGGUUAGUUUUGUUUGAAGUCUAUUUUGUCAGAUAUUAGCAUAGCUACUUCUGCUUGAUCUUGGGUGCAUUUGCUUGGAAUACCUAUUUCUAUCCUUCGACCCUGAGAUGAUCUCUGGCCUUGAUGAGAGGUGUGUUUCUUGAAUAAGCAGAAAGACCUCAGUUUUUCAUAUUAUUCCUCAGUCUUUCACAUCUCACAUCCAAACCUUCAGAAGACUAUAAUGAUUGUGCAAUCCAAACACAACUGCUUUCCAACUUCAACACACACACACACACACACACACACACACACACACACACACACACACUAAAGGUAGUAUUCUUCCUAAAGCAGCAGUCAGAUCACUCCAAAGCCUCCCCUUUAAUCUUAAAAACAAAAUUCAGACUCUUAAUAUUAGUCACCAAAGUCCAUGUGAUCUAGUUUUAAAUUCCACCUCCCUUCAUGGGAAAGCUUCAUCAAGGAGAAAAAUGUAAAACCAACACAUGUAGACUAGGCAACCCCAUAUCAACAGAUGACUAGCAUCACAGAGAAGCUACUGAAGGCCCAGUGGUGCCAUGAAUUCCUGAUGAUGGUGUCAGUCUACAUGUCUUCUAGUGAAGGAGACAGAGUGACAUGGUAAAUGGCCUAGAGAGUCCCCAGCUUUCUAUAGCAGUAUUUCCCAGGAAUCCCCCAACAAAAGACAAAAUAGGAAUGGAGUAGCUAAUAAUUUUAUAAUAAAGACGAUUGUUGGAAAACUUAAAUAAUUCUGUGCUUUUAUUCCAUUGAGUUAAAAAGUGUUUAUUAAAUAGUUAGUCUUCAUGACCAACUAGAUUGGCUGAGAACAGACUACCUCAUUUAUUAAGAGUAUAAACCUUGUUCUCACAGACACAAUAA
Messenger RNA from Peromyscus maniculatus bairdii (prairie deer mouse), 3738 nucleotides. The record is from RefSeq and is a predicted model, not a curated record. Lineage: Eukaryota; Metazoa; Chordata; Mammalia; Rodentia; Cricetidae.